Mytilus californianus (California mussel) is the source of this 948-nucleotide messenger RNA. RefSeq names its product ficolin-2-like. The transcript is spliced from 7 exons. The coding region runs from base 211 to 927 and encodes 238 amino acids. NCBI's taxonomy places the organism in Eukaryota, Metazoa, Mollusca, Bivalvia, Mytilida, Mytilidae. The record is from RefSeq and is a predicted model, not a curated record.
GGGAGAACUUGUGUGUCAUGUACUGGAGUUCAAAACAUAAAUGACUGUACGCACUUGGAGACUUGCAACAGCAAUGAGGUGUGUUUCAUUCACAAGUAUGCUACUGAAUCCGGAGUUGAACAAUAUGAUUUUGGAUGUACAUUGCCGGAGCUUUGUGUCAAUAAAAGACCCGAUGUGAUAUUUGGCAAGAGAUUAGCAGAAGGCCAUCAUAUGCUUUGUAAAGGUUGUUGCAAUAAGUCAAAUGUUUGUAAUUUGAAUGCAGCAUGUGACGAUGCUGUCAAACAGAACACAUCUGGAAAUGGUCGCCCUAGAGAAUGCGAUGACUUAAACAGUGCAAACACGGGCGUUUAUAAGAUAUACCCUGACGAAUAUCAUGCAGUGAAGGCAUAUUGUAUAAUGGCUAACAAUGAAAAGUGGACGGUCAUACAAAAACGAUUUAAUGGUUUUGUUGAUUUUUAUCAAGAGUGGAAUGCUUACAAAAGGGGAUUUGGUGUGGCUACAGGAGAAUAUUGGAUAGGAAAUGAUUACAUUCAUCGAAUAUCUACAUCUACCGGUCAUAAACUAUCAAUUUAUUUAGAGGAUUUCGAUGGCACCUUUAAAUAUGCAAAUUAUUCUCUGUUUCUUAUUGGUGACGAGAAAGAAAAAUAUAAACUGACGAUAUCUGGAUAUUCUGGAGAUGCAGGUGAUAGUUUGAUUACUCAGACCGGAAUGACAUUUAGCACAAAGGACAGGGAUAACGAUCCGUCUUCAGCACUAAAUUGUGCAGCAUAUACUCAGGGUGCAUGGUGGUAUAAAAAUUGUACCAGUUCAAAUCUGAACGGACCAUACCUUGCUGGCGUCGGAACAUAUGAACGAUCUAUGUUUUGGAAAGAUUGGAAAUCUUUUAAUUCUAUAAAAAGAAGUACAAUGAUGAUAACGCGUACUUAGAUAUUAAAUUAUUCUACUGUU